Durotheca rogersii is the source of this 2654-nucleotide messenger RNA. RefSeq lists its product as uncharacterized. The coding region runs from base 250 to 2094 and encodes 614 amino acids. The transcript is spliced from 3 exons. Gene Ontology annotation, biological process: SRP-dependent cotranslational protein targeting to membrane. Lineage: Eukaryota; Fungi; Ascomycota; Sordariomycetes; Xylariales; Xylariaceae. Gene Ontology annotation, molecular function: 7S RNA binding; signal recognition particle binding; endoplasmic reticulum signal sequence receptor activity. Gene Ontology annotation, cellular component: signal recognition particle, endoplasmic reticulum targeting. The record is from RefSeq and is a predicted model, not a curated record.
CCGAUUACCUAAUAACCCUUCUCCCCCCUUAGACAGUACUUGUGUACGUAUCUAAAAUUGUCAAAUCCCACGAUUUGGCUGUUUUUGUAUGAGUAGUGCGUAGGAGAGAGACAGCCACUUGACUCCGUCCUUCUUCUACCUAGUCUCCGUUCCCUACGCGACCUACAAGCUCAGAUGUCUAUCUAACCCCUUGUCCAGCUACUUGUUCAGCUAACUCCCGACCUCGACCUCGGAUUCGGCUCCGGCUCCAUGGAUAUCACUACCUUUGUCGUUUCCGCGAGGAACCAAGCCCUGCUCUAUGGCGAUUAUAGCACCUAUCACAAGCAGCUUUCCAAGAAGCUGCACAACUGUCGCAAGAGGCUGGACAUUGUCACGAAGAAUCGGGGCAAGUUUACCAAGCGAGAGCCUCCCACCGCCGAGCAGGUGUCGGAGAAUCAUGAAUUUCUUCGCCUCCAACUGUUGACUGCCGAGCGCGCGUGGGCGCAUGCCAUGAGGUUUAAGGCCGUCCACUCGACCGAUACCAAGGGCAUCACCGGCCGCACCCGCUCCCACAUCAUAUCCAGGCUCGACAAGGGAGCUCGCACCGCCGAAGAUCUCGCUCAAGUCCUGUCAGACAGUCCCGCGAGCGGCGCCAGCGAUACCGAUAUCCUCGAGGCGCGUGCGUAUGCGUGUCUACUCAGGGGUGCCACCAACUUCGAGAAGCAGAGCUGGGAGCCCUGUCUGCGGAGCUACGCGACCGUCCGCAUCAUAUAUACUGCGCUUUCCACGUCGAUGAAUGGGGAUCUGUUCAAAGACCUACUCUCCGACACCGUCGACCCUUCUAUUCGAUAUGCGGCCUACCAGACCAAGAUCCCGCGGACGUUAGCCAUAUCCACCAUCGCUCGCAAGGCAUUCCCCUCUUCCGACUCGUCCUUGGUUGGCCAGAUCAACAAGCUGGCUCCGGAUUUGCUGCAACAGAGUGGUUCCGACGCCCAGAAGGGCCAGGUUGGCGCCCCGAAUGCGCCCCAGACUAUCACCUGGAGGUCUCGGGAAGUGAAAAUAGAAGAUGCGGCCAUCGCGCUCGCGCUCGCGUCGACCGACACGGCGACUUCCCGACUGGCCGAGAAGUUGGCGUCUUCUGAUGUUAUACUGCCCAAGGAGAUGGCUGCGGCGUACGACGAAGUGCUCAUUGCUAGUCAGGAUGCAGCCGACGCUACGAAACGCGCCAUCGACGAAUUGAAGGAGGAGGGCGUGUCGCAGAAUGACCCCAGAAUACAGAGCCUGCAGAUAACCCGUACGGCAGUAAAUUACCAAAUGAUCAGCUGGAGAAUUGGUCGCAACCGCGUGCUCAGCGGGGAGCACGAUGGAGCCCUGCUCGAUUCAGCGCCCACUACUACUCGGAAAUCCAAGAAGGAUGCUACUUCUCGGAAGCCCAAGGUCGAGCCGCCUAGCAAGAAAAUUGCGCGUCUUAAAGACAAAGUCGUCCUCUACGAUUCAACGCUGAAGAGCAUCGAUUCGAUCAAGGAGCUGCCAGGCGUUGCGGCUGAUGAAGAAUUGUUAGAGCAGCUAGAGGCUACCGUUAAAUAUUUCCAUGCCCUCAAAUGCUUAUCAAUCGCGCGUUCUCAUUCUUUAACCGAUCAAUCAGUCAACGCAUUAGCUCUUACCAAGCACGCAUUCGACGAGUGCCAGCAAGCCGUGGACGUCUUUUCGAAACGUACCACCUCUUCUCCGAAUGCCUCCCCCCGUAACAUCGAGAUUCGUCAGACCGACAUCCAAUUCCUCUCUGAUCUCUUGCGAGGGGAGCUCCAGAGAUGCCGCGCGAUCGUCGAGAUAGACAACUUGCAGAAAAAGGAGGCAAACAAGACUCCGCCGGAGGCGAGAGUCCCGCUGGUUCAUCGUCUGUUCGAGUACCCGGCCGAAGGCGCGGACUUGGACCACCUCGUGGACUACCCGCCCAAGCUGGAACCUAUCCCGGUGAAGCCUCUGUUCUUCGACGUUGCCUGGAACUACAUCGAAUACCCCGGAAAGGAACCAGCUGCCGCCCCCGCGCCCGAGCAGAGCACCGCGCAACCCUCUCAGUCGCAGAAGAAAGGCUGGUUCGGGUUUGGGAGAUAGGUCUCGGUCUCCUGUCAACGGUUUAUAUUUACUACGUACGUAAAGACUGAGACUAGCGUGAGGAAAUUCCCUAUAUAAUUCCAUCCGCCUCCCCGUAGCUGGAAGCCAUCCGUGUAGCCAUGUUCUCAACAAAGAUGGGGAUAAUUGUCGACGGUCGUCUGUCUGGCCACUGCACGAGGGCGCAUUCUUAGUUUGGAUUUUUGUGGUUCUCAGCGUCGGGUAGCCGCGGUGAAAAACGACGUUGGGUAUGUCAUGGUAAGCGUCGCUCACAUCCAGCAACACGAACGGCACCCUCCAGAGAACCCCCGCUCCGGCCCAAUAGAUGAGCCUGUAGGGCCGCGCUAUCCUAAUUCUCCUAGCGGCAACGGAAUAGCGACGAUGUAAAGAAAUUCAUCUAGAAUGGGGUGAAUGGAACGGAGGAGGGCGGCAAUCUUGGGGAAUUAAAACACGUCAUUUAGCAAAGCCCACGGCGAUUGUGAGAGGGGAUAUCUUAUUAGGAUUCUUCGUGAUCAUUUAUAUACAUGAGCUCAAUCUAGAGCGCGAACCCCCCCCUAAUGCCA